UAAGGGCCAGCUGGUAUCUGUAUUAAUAGAUGUCCUGGUUUGCAUUAAGCCAGCAGCUGCAGCCGCAAGACACACUAAACCAGAGUUUAGACAGUGACACCAGACACCUGUAAAUUACUGUCUUGUGCAGUGGACACUAACUGUAAUUUCCCCAGAGAUCUGGAACUAAUAUUUGGUAGCCCUUGGGCGAAGAAACUGCAGUCAGCUUCAGCGACCAUCAGUGAACAGGCAGAAGACUCCUACAGCCGAGCAGAUGGAGGCUGACUCUAACACUCAGGAAACAAGGAACAUGAAAAAGAAUGCAGUGCUCGUGGAUGGAGUUGUGUUAAAUGGACCAAUAACUGACAGCCAUGCUGGAGAAAAGUUUGUUGAUGAGGUGUAUAGGAUGCUAAUGAAUGAGGUCAUACAAAAAGCCACAGAUGUUUCUGAGAAGGUUUGUGAGUGGCAGGAGCCUGAACAACUUAAGAAGAUACUGGACCUUAAUUUAAAAGAAAAUGGAGAAUCCCAUCAGAAACUGUUGCAGCUCUGUCGUAAUGCCAUCAAAUACAGCGUCAAAACAAGUCAUCCAAGAUUCUUCAAUCAAUUGUAUGCUGGCAUGGAUCAUUACUCUUUAGCAGCACGAUUUAUUACCGAGGCAUUGAAUCCAAGUGUAUACACUUAUGAAGUAUCUCCUGCAUUCAUACUAAUCGAGGAAGCGGUUUUGAUGAAAAUGAUUGAGUUUCUGGGCUGGAAGGAAGGUGAUGGCAUAUUUAGUCCAGGUGGCUCCGUUUCCAACAUGUAUGCUGUAAAUCUAGCCAGAUAUAACCAUUGCCCUGAUAUAAAAGAAAAAGGACUUUCACAGGCUCCACGACUUGUCAUGUUUACUUCAGAAGAGUGUCACUACUCCAUGAAGAAGGCAGCUGCUUUCCUUGGUAUUGGCACACAAAACGUGUAUUUUGUAAAGACCGAUGAUCGAGGGAAGAUGAUACCACAGGAACUGGAGAAGCAGGUGGAGAGAGCAAAUGAAGAGGGAGCAGUACCAUUCCUUGUCAUUGCCACUUCUGGCACCACUGUAGUUGGAGCAUUCGACCCUCUGGAUGAGAUUGCAGAUAUCUGCAAAAAACACAAUCUUUGGCUCCAUGUGGAUGCAUCUUGGGGAGGCUCAGCUUUAUUGUCUCGAAAGUAUCGUAAGCUUUUGCAUGGCAUCCACAGGGCUGAUUCAGUGGCUUGGAAUCCACAUAAAAUGUUGAUGGCUGGCAUCCAGUGCUGUGCCUUGUUGGUAAAAGACAAAAAUGAACUGCUUAAAAGGUGUCAUUCGGCAGAAGCCUCCUAUCUCUUCCAGCAAGAUAAAUUUUAUGAUGUGAGAUAUGACACAGGGGACAAAUCUAUUCAGUGUAGUAGGCGAGCAGAUGCGUUCAAGUUCUGGAUGAUGUGGAAAGCUUUAGGGACCAUGGGACUUGAAGAGAGAGUAAACCGUGCACUUGCAUUAUCAAGAUACCUAGCUGGUGAAAUUAAGAAAAGGGACGGUUUUGAACUUCUUUGGGAGCCAGAAUAUGCAAAUAUAUGUUUUUGGUACAUUCCUCCGAGUUUUAGAAACAUGGAAAAAGGACCAGAAUACUGGCAGAAACUUCAUCAGGUUACUCCAGUUAUUAAGGAAAGGAUGAUGAAGAAAGGGAGUAUGAUGGUCGGUUACCAACCCCACCGGGAUAAAGUUAACUUUUUCCGUCACAUCAUCAUCAGUCCCCAAGUGAGCCGUGAAGACAUGGACUUCGUACUAGAUGAGAUUGAUCGUCUUGGCAGAGACUUGUAGCUGUGGGAUAGCAGCACUUUGUGCUGCUUGGACAUGGUGUCCUAUUAGGAAUUAUUGAUGCAUUUAACAAUAUUAAACUUCAUGUUAACAUAAAUGAACAACAGCUGCAGAAUUAAUACAGAUUUUAUACGUAGACAGAGUUUCUGGUUGGUCUUAAGCAAAUUGCAUCAUAUCGCAUCUGCUUCUUUCAUUAAUUAAAUCAAACAUGAUCAUUACCUUAACGCUGAAUGGUAGCUCAAGUUAAUUACUGGUACAUUAAAUAUAACCAAUCAAUAUUGAAAUGUCAAUGCGUAUCAUUAGUAGCUUCCUAGAGCUUUUAAAAGGUGAAUUUCGACUUCAAUUAAAAGUACAAUGUGUUUUGCUUUAAAUGUAAAAAUAGGAACUGCUUUAUUGGGAAGAUUCUGCUGAUAAGCACAGCUAAUCUUCAACUAAUAUAGUACCACUGUAAGAUAUAUUUUAAAGGGUUACAAGCAAGUUAUUUGUAGCCCAGAAGAGGGCUUGAAUUGAGCUUCCAUAAAAACUAUAUAUCUAGAAGGAUAAAUUGAUAAUUCCUUAAUAAAUGGGUAAAGACUUACUAUACAAGAUCAAGAUGAUGUUGAAAAGUGUAUGUAUAAUAUAUCCACGUAUGUAUUUUAACAAUAAUAUAUAUUCUUAUAUUAAAAAAGCUAGAUUAUGUGUGUUGUAUAGAGCAGUGGUUAGAGAACAAACAUUUUCAUUCACAUAUAGUUUAGUCAGACAAUCUUUCUUAACUACAAAAAUCUUUCUUAGUGCGCAGAAAAAACUAUUAAGUUUUGAUAUUUUUCUUACAGAUUAGAUUCUGUAAGAUGUUCUGUUCAAGAUUUUUUUGUAUUUAUCGAAUGUAAAAGUGAAUCAUUUUGCAACAAUAUCUUUAGAAUUCACAGUAAUGCUGGCCUUCUAAAGUAAGAUGGUUUUGGAUACACCUCGAGACCAAAAAUGAGUUCUUCAUGCUCCUACUGAUUGCUCUUCAGUAUGAGCCCUUAAGUUUGAGUAGCUAUGGAAAUGUCUGAUAAUUUUACUGGUAUCUAUGGAAUCAAACUCUUCAACUAGAAAAGACAGGAUCAGGAGCGGACAAUAAUGGUAGUCAGUACAGUGGCCAAAUGUCAGUUGAGGCUUAUAGGGAGAAUAAGCUGUAAUUGUACAGUUGGAUGUAUACAAGCAGUAAGAACUAUAAGCUUAGGACGGUAAGGCAGCAGCAAGCACAGAGGUAGAACGCAAAUCCAGACAAUGCCGGAAUGUGGUAGAGCAAAUCAAAUGACAGCAGUAGGUGAGAAGUUUAGGAAACUUGUUUACUUGUAAACUAGCACCCAGAUCACACAAGCAAAACAUAUAUAUGGAGAUGUGGCCUUAUACAGGCCUCUGACAGCUGUGCUGAUUAAAGAACGGGCAUUAAUGGAAUAAAGUGAGCACUUCUGUUUAACAUGUUAUUUUAGGUCCAAAAAGGAGCAUCAGUUUUGUGGUCAUCUUGAGAAAGGAUGUCAACCUAGUAUGACAUAUUAUGUAUAUUUUACAGUGCACUAAUACUAGCAUUUU
Messenger RNA from Pelobates fuscus (common spadefoot toad), 3340 nucleotides. It is a transcript of the gene GADL1, whose product is annotated as glutamate decarboxylase like 1. Gene Ontology annotation, biological process: carboxylic acid metabolic process. The record is from RefSeq and is a predicted model, not a curated record. Gene Ontology annotation, cellular component: cytoplasm. The coding region runs from base 254 to 1789 and encodes 511 amino acids. The transcript is spliced from 15 exons. NCBI's taxonomy places the organism in Eukaryota, Metazoa, Chordata, Amphibia, Anura, Pelobatidae. Gene Ontology annotation, molecular function: pyridoxal phosphate binding; carboxy-lyase activity.